Molecule: messenger RNA, 1935 nt
Organism: Arabidopsis lyrata subsp. lyrata
Lineage: Eukaryota; Viridiplantae; Streptophyta; Magnoliopsida; Brassicales; Brassicaceae
Product: calcium-binding mitochondrial carrier protein SCaMC-3
Exons: 4
Coding region: 240-1676 (478 amino acids)
Biological process (GO): transmembrane transport
Molecular function (GO): calcium ion binding; ATP transmembrane transporter activity
Source: RefSeq, a predicted model, not a curated record
AUAAUGGAGAUUCCAGCUGUCCAUGGAAGAUUUGAGGCUGAUAUUUUUGCUCACCGACCUCAAUCUCAGAGACAAAAGUUUUGUCCAACGAAUUUCAUUUUUGAAUUCUGAUUUUGAAUAAAUCCGAGAUUCUUUCUUCUUCCAAGAAUGAAGGGACCAUAGAAUCGUCCAAGACUGUUGAAACUUGAAAGCUUUCCAAUUUUGCUCAUCUGGGUUUCUCGAUUGAUCGUUAAUCAGCGAUGGAGGCAGAGAAAUCCAAGAAAAAUCCGGUUAAGAAGCCCGUAGAGGCAACAAUGGAGCAUGUGUUGGUGGCAUUACGAGAGACCAAGGAGGAGAGGGAGACCAGAAUUCGAAAACUGUUCGAAUUCUUCGACAAUUCGAAGUUAGGGUUCUUAGACGAUACCCAGAUCGAGAAAGGUUUGUCUUCGCUUAGUAUUCCUCAAAAUUAUAGGUACGCUAGUGAUUUUCUUAAAGUCUGCGACGCGAAUCGAGAUGGGCGUGUGGAUUACCAGGAGUUUCGUCGUUACAUGGACUCUAAGGAGCUUGAGCUCUACAAGAUCUUCCAGGCCAUUGAUGUCGAACACAAUGGCGACAUUUGUCCAGAAGAGCUUUGGGAGGCUCUUGAUAAAGCUGGCAUUAAAAUUAAAGAUGAGGAACUCGCUUCUUUUAUGGAGCAUGUUGAUAAGGACAACAACGGAAUUAUAACUUUUGAAGAGUGGAGGGAUUUUCUUUUGCUUAACCCUCAUGAAGCCACAAUUGAAAACAUUUAUCAUCACUGGGAAAGAGUAUGCUUAAUUGACAUUGGGGAACAAGCUGUUAUACCAGACGGUAUAAGUACACACGCUCAAAGAAGCAAAUUACUUCUCGCUGGAGGAAUAGCAGGAGCUGUUUCUAGAACCGCGACUGCGCCUCUGGACCGUCUGAAAGUUGCUUUGCAAGUUCAACGUACAAAUUUGGGCGUUGUCCCGACCAUUAAGAAAAUAUGGAGAGAAGAUAAGUUGUUGGGUUUCUUCAGAGGUAAUGGGUUAAAUGUAACGAAAGUCGCUCCUGAAAGCGCCAUAAAGUUUGCUGCUUAUGAAAUGCUUAAAUCCAUAAUUGGGGGAGUGGAUGGUGACAUUGGUACAAGCGGGAGGCUUUUGGCUGGUGGAUUGGCUGGUGCAGUGGCUCAAACAGCUAUUUAUCCUAUGGAUCUCGUGAAGACUCGGUUACAGACUUUUGUGAGUGAAGUUGGGACACCAAAGCUGUGGAAACUCACGAAGGAUAUUUGGAUUCAAGAAGGACCCCGAGCUUUUUACAGGGGUCUUUGUCCUUCUCUUAUUGGGAUUAUACCUUACGCAGGAAUUGACCUUGCUGCUUACGAAACUCUUAAAGACUUAUCAAGGUCACAUUUUCUUCAUGACACUGCCGAGCCAGGUCCUCUCAUACAACUGGGAUGUGGAAUGACGUCUGGAGCUCUUGGAGCAUCGUGUGUUUACCCAUUACAGGUCAUAAGAACAAGAAUGCAAGCUGAUAUCUCAAAAACUAGCAUGAUCCAAGAGUUUCUGAAAACGCUAAGAGGCGAAGGUCUAAGAGGUUUUUACAGAGGAAUCUUCCCCAACUUCUUCAAAGUCAUUCCUUCCGCAAGCAUUUCGUACCUUGUCUACGAAGCUAUGAAGAAAAAUCUGGCCCUUGAUUAAAAAAAAAUAAGCAAGAAACCUAAUGUUGUGUUCACGGAGAGAUACAGUAAAAACUCCUUGAUGAUGGCGAAAAAAAACUUGAGCUUUCCGGUUUUUUUUGUGGAUUCGGUAAAGGUCAUUUCGGAGUGUAGAAAACUAAAAUUGUAACCUGAUCUGAUUGAUUCUUCUUCACAGUUUGGUGAGUCCAUAAAGAGUUAUUUCUUAAGCAGAAAGUUUCCCGAGAAAAUAGUUUUAAUGCAAAAAUCGUUCGUCACUGAAA